AUGGGCAAGACAUCAGUGCUUAGAAAAGACAACUGUGAAUGGAAUUUGUUUGGUGGGUCUAAGGCUUCCUCAAAAGGCAGUGGCAGUUUUGGUGGCCGCCGCCACCGCUGCAGCAGCACCAGCAGCAGCACCAGCAGUGUCUCCCCACAAAAGGACCCUCGUGGGGAAGCCGACGCACUAUUGUUUAUGCAAAUCUUUAUCCAUCUGUUGAAAAGCAACAUUGGCACAGGGUUCCUGGGACUUCCCCUGGCUGUGAAAAAUGCUGGAUUGUUGGUGGGGCCUGUCAGCCUCUUGGCCAUCGGUGUCUUCACAGUCCACUGUAUGGAUAUCCUGCUGAACUGUGCCAGCCACCUUACCCAGAGACUGCAGAGGAGUCUUGUGAACUAUGAGGAGACUACAAUGUACAGCCUGGAAACAUGCCCAAGCCCUUGGUUGAGGACGCACGCAGUGUGGGGCAGGUAUGUUGUGAGCUUCCUGUUGAUUGUCACUCAGCUGGGCUUCUGCAGCGUGUAUUUCAUGUUUAUGGCAGACAAUUUACAACAGAUCAUAGAAGAAGCUCACUUCACCUCCAACAUCUGCCAGCCCAGGCAGAGCCUCGUGAUGACCCCUGUCCUGGAUGCUCGCUUCUACAUGCUCACCAUCCUGCCCUUCCUCAUCCUGCUGGUGCUUGUCCAGAAUGCACGGGUGUUGUCCAUCUUCUCCACCUUGGCCACCAUCACCACCCUGGGCAGCCUGGCUCUGAUCUUUGAGUAUCUCGUCCAGCUCCCACGGCACAGCAGCCUGCCCUUGGUUGCCAGCUGGAAAACCUUCUUGUUGUUCUUUGGCACGGCCAUCUUCACCUUUGAAGGCGUGGGGAUGGUUCUGCCUCUCAAAAACCAGAUGAAGAAUCCACAACAGUUUCCUGCCGUACUGUAUCUGGGGAUGUCCUUUGUCAUCUUCCUCUACAUCUGCCUGGGGACCCUGGGCUACAUGAAGUUUGGCUCAGACACUCAGGCCAGCAUCACUCUCAACUUGCCCAAUUGCUGGUUGUACCAGUCGGUCAAGCUGAUGUACUCUGUUGGCAUCUUCUUCACCUAUGCCCUCCAGUUUCACAUCCCAGCUAAGAUCAUAGUCCCCUAUGUUGUCUCAAGAGUGUCUGAGAACUGGGCUCUGUUCGUAGACCUAACCGUGCGCACAGCCUUGGUCUGCCUGACCUGUUUCUCAGCUGUUCUCAUCCCUCGCCUGGACCUGGUCAUCUCCCUGGUGGGCUCCGUGAGCAGCAGCGCGCUGGCCCUCAUCAUCCCGCCCCUGCUGGAGAUUGCCACUUUCUACUCUGAGAACAUGAGCUGUGUGACCAUUGCCAAGGACAUCAUGAUCAGCAUCCUGGGCCUGUUGGGGUGUGUAUUUGGGACAUACCAAGCCCUCCACGAGAUGACCUCGCAGGCCCACUUUUCCAUGGCCAACUCUACAAGUGUCCACACAUAA
Messenger RNA from Acomys russatus (golden spiny mouse), 1464 nucleotides. Its product is annotated as proton-coupled amino acid transporter 3. The transcript is spliced from 10 exons. Gene Ontology annotation, molecular function: L-proline transmembrane transporter activity; L-alanine transmembrane transporter activity; amino acid:proton symporter activity. Gene Ontology annotation, biological process: L-alanine transport; proton transmembrane transport; glycine transport. The coding region runs from base 1 to 1464 and encodes 487 amino acids. The record is from RefSeq and is a predicted model, not a curated record. NCBI's taxonomy places the organism in Eukaryota, Metazoa, Chordata, Mammalia, Rodentia, Muridae. Gene Ontology annotation, cellular component: vacuolar membrane.